Messenger RNA from Loxodonta africana (African savanna elephant), 3624 nucleotides. RefSeq names its product hexokinase 1 (gene HK1). Gene Ontology annotation, biological process: intracellular glucose homeostasis; glucose 6-phosphate metabolic process; carbohydrate phosphorylation. Bases 101 to 2857 code for a protein of 918 amino acids. NCBI's taxonomy places the organism in Eukaryota, Metazoa, Chordata, Mammalia, Proboscidea, Elephantidae. The transcript is spliced from 18 exons. Gene Ontology annotation, cellular component: mitochondrion; cytosol. Gene Ontology annotation, molecular function: fructokinase activity; D-glucose binding; ATP binding. The record is from RefSeq and is a predicted model, not a curated record.
CCCAGCUCCAGACUCGACCUCAACCUGACCUGGGAACCAUGGCCUACCUGCUGGGUCUCAGGUUCCUCGUCUAUGAAAAAGAGGAUUGGUCUACAUCUACAUGGACUCUGACCACAAUCUGAGUUUGUCCUGUGGAGGUGCAGAUACCUGGGAGUCUGGGAUUGACAAGUAUCUCUAUACCAUGCGGUUAUCCGAUGAAACUCUGUUGGAUAUCAUGGCUCGCUUCAGGAGUGAGAUGAAGAGUGGCCUCUCCCGGGAUUCUAAUCCAACAGCCACAAUCAAGAUGUUGCCAACAUUUGUAAGGUCCAUUCCUGAUGGUUCAGAGAAGGGAGAUUUCAUUGCCUUGGAUCUUGGUGGGUCUUCCUUUCGAAUUCUACGGGUGCAAGUGGAUCACGAGCAGCAUCAAAAUGUUCGCAUGGAGUCUGAGGUUUACGACACCCCCGAGAACAUCAUACACGGCAGUGGAAGCCAGCUUUUUGAUCACGUCGCUGAGUGCCUGGGAGACUUCAUGGAGAAAAAGAAAAUCAAGGACAAGAAAUUACCUGUGGGAUUCACGUUUUCUUUCCCCUGCCAACAAUCCAAAAUUGAUGAGGGCAUCCUGAUCACCUGGACAAAGAGAUUUAAAGCGAGUGGAGUAGAGGGUGCAGAUGUGGUGAAGCUGCUGGACAAAGCCAUCAAGAAACGAGGGGACUAUGACGCCAACAUUGUGGCCGUGGUGAACGACACAGUGGGGACCAUGAUGACCUGUGGCUACGAUGACCAGCAUUGUGAAGUUGGCCUGAUCAUUGGCACUGGCACCAAUGCUUGCUACAUGGAGGAACUGAGGCACAUUGACCUGGUGGAAGGCGAUGAGGGGAGGAUGUGCAUCAACACGGAGUGGGGGGCCUUUGGGGACGACGGGUCCCUAGAAGACAUCCGGACCGAGUUUGACCGAGAGAUAGACCGGGGCUCCCUUAAUCCGGGAAAGCAGUUGUUUGAGAAGAUGGUCAGUGGCAUGUACAUCGGGGAGCUGGUUCGACUGAUCCUGGUCAAGAUGGCCAAAGAGGGUCUCUUAUUUGAAGGGCGGAUCACCCCGGAGCUACUUACCAAAGGAAAGUUCAACACCAGCGAUGUGUCAGCCAUCGAAAUGAAUAAGGAAGGCCUCCACAAUGCCAAAGAAAUCCUGACCCGUCUGGGAGUGGAACCGUCUCAUGACGACUGUAUUUCAGUCCAGCACGUGUGCGCCAUUGUCACGUUUCGCUCGGCCAACCUGGUGGCUGCAACGCUGGGUGCCAUCUUGUGCCGCCUUCGUGAUAACAAGGGCACACCCAGGCUGCGGACUACGGUUGGUGUCGACGGAUCUCUAUACAAGAUGCACCCACAGUAUUCCCGGCGUUUCCACAAGACCCUGAGGCGCCUGGUGCCGGACUCAGAUGUGCGUUUCCUGCUGUCGGAGAGCGGCAGUGGCAAGGGAGCCGCCAUGGUGACCGCAGUGGCUUACCGCCUGGCCGAGCAGCACCGGCAGAUCGAGGAGACCCUGGCCCACUUCCGCCUCACCAAGGAGAUGCUGAUGGAGGUGAAGAAGCGGAUGCGGGCUGAGAUGGAGUUGGGACUGAAGAAGGCGACCCAUGAGAAGGCCACUGUCAAGAUGCUGCCCUCCUUUGUCCGGAGCACUCCAGAUGGGACUGAGCACGGUGACUUCUUGGCCCUCGACCUUGGAGGAACGAACUUCCGCGUCCUGCUGGUGAAGAUCCGCAGUGGGAAGAAGAGGACAGUGGAAAUGCACAACAAGAUCUACACCAUUCCCAUUGAAGUCAUGCAGGGCACCGGGGAAGAGCUGUUUGACCACAUCGUUUCCUGCAUCUCCGACUUCCUGGACUACAUGGGCAUCAAAGGCCCCAGAAUGCCUUUGGGCUUCACCUUCUCCUUUCCCUGCAAGCAGGAAAGCUUGGAUGCGGGUAUCUUGAUCACCUGGACAAAGGGCUUCAAGGCAACUGACUGUGUGGGGCACGAUGUAACCACCCUACUAAAGGAUGCAAUAAAAAGGAGAGAGGAAUUUGACCUGGACGUGGUGGCUGUGGUGAACGACACGGUGGGCACCAUGAUGACCUGUGCUUAUGAGGAGCCCACCUGUGAGGUCGGACUCAUCGUAGGAACGGGCAGCAAUGCCUGCUACAUGGAAGAAAUGAGGAAUAUUGAGAUGGUGGAAGGGACUGAUGGGCAAAUGUGUAUCAACAUGGAAUGGGGUGCCUUUGGGGACAACGGCUGUCUGGAUGAUAUCCGAACAGGCUAUGAUAAGUUGGUGGAUGAAUAUUCUCUAAACGCUGGGAAACAAAGGUAUGAGAAGAUGAUCAGCGGCAUGUACCUGGGGGAGAUCGUCCGCAACAUCCUGAUUGACUUCACCAAGAAGGGAUUUCUCUUCCGGGGGCAGAUCUCUGAGACCCUGAAGACGCGGGGCAUCUUUGAGACCAAAUUCCUCUCUCAGAUCGAGAGUGACCGAUUAGCACUGCUCCAGGUUCGGGCCAUCCUCCAGCAGCUGGGACUGAACAGCACCUGUGAUGACAGUAUCCUCGUCAAGACUGUGUGUGGGGUCGUGUCCAGGAGAGCUGCAGAGCUGUGUGGCGCAGGGAUGGCUGCUGUGGUAGAUAAGAUCCGUGAGAACAGGAGACUGGACCAUCUGAAUGUGACUGUGGGAGUGGACGGGACACUCUACAAACUUCAUCCACACUUCUCCAGAAUCAUGCACCAAACCGUGAAGGAACUGUCACCACAAUGUAAUGUGUCCUUCCUGCUGUCAGAAGAUGGUAGUGGCAAGGGGGCCGCCCUCAUCACGGCUGUGGGUGUGCGGCUGCGAGGAGAAGUGCCCCCAACCAGCUAAGAGCCCAGGAUCCCAGCCUGCCGCCCUUCCAGCACACCUCUCUUCGAGCAGCGCCCUCUCGUUCCUUCCAGUGAGCCGUGCUGGGAGGCGCUCGCACAGGAGCCUGCCACCACCGCGGCCGGGAGGAAGACAAAACCCAGCUCGUGGUGUAUAAUGUAGGGUACAAGAUAGAGCGUGUGCUGUUGGUAACGUGUCUCACCUCCAGGUCCCUCCUCACCCGCCCUGCCACUCUGCAUGAUUUGUUUCCACCUGGUCGUGCGUUCCCCACGUGUGAAGCCUAGUGACAUCCACUUCUAAUUUAUGCAUUUAUCCAAUGAAGUUAUUUAUUGGCUCAAGAUGAAAAGUCAUACCCUCGGACAGGUCCUAGAGGCCGCCGACGCCCGUCCUUGGGGUCGCAUCCCUCCUGUGAAAUGUAUUAUCACCAGCAGACACUGCCGGGACUCCGCCUCCCAGGGGCGCCACCUGAAGGGUGUGUGUGGAUGUAGCAUUAGCUGAUUCCUCCCGUCCCAGCACCCGCUGGUGUGUGGCGUCCUGAGUCCCCGUCUGGAUGUACGAGUGCCACCAAAUUGUGUGUCCGUGGAACCAGUCAUAGCAACAUUGUGACCGUCUUAUGUGUGUCUUGUGGGGGGAGGUGGCAGUCCUGCGGGAAAGUGUCUUGUCUCCAUUUGGGUAAAAUGAACCAAACAACCAACAAUGCCAUCACUGGAAUCUCCCAUCGCUUUUGUGAGCCAUGUUGUAUGACCUAGUAAACUUUGUACCAACUCAAA